AUGCAUGGUGUUAAGUUCACGGAUAAAGAACCGCUGAGCAUUUUUAUCCGUUCGACUAAUACUUUGUCGGAUCUGAAGAGGAACAUAUUACAGAAGGCAGGGUUAGCUGGGGCCAAGUCGGUGAAAAAGGUAUUCUACAAGAUUCCGAUGGCAGUCGUGUCGAGUGGUGUGCAGUAUGAAAUAUUUGUCCUAGGGUUGGAUGAAGACAUGGGGGUGCUGUUUCAUUGUCGGCAGAGUUUUCUGCAGGUGAGAAUACACAAGUUGUUUGCCAAAUUGGAAGACCGUGUGGAAAGUUCCGAGACUUCAGCACCAAAUCCUCAGUCGACGACGGUGGGGUGCUUCUACUUCAAUGCCUCACCGGCAGAUAAGUCACCCGAUUUGAUUACUGGUCUUGUUGGAAGUGGUGAGCCGGAUCACGUUGAGGACGCGAUGCGGGACUAUGAUUCGGAUGAUGAGCCCAAUCAUAUAUCAGGGGAUAGUGAGGAGGAGACUCCAGUGUCCCCACCUGCACCUCAGGGGCCAUCAAGUUCUGGGUCCCACCAACAACCUCCGCAUUUCUCGACACUUAUUCUGGAAGCAACUAAGGAGGAAGCUGUGAUGAGUGUUAAGGAUUAUAGCAUUCGUUGUGGAGUUCAGUAUCGAGUUAUGGAAUCUGAUCAUCUGAAGUAUGUUGGGAGAUGCAAGGAGUUUGGAAAUGGCUGCAAUUGGAUCAUCUACGUGGCACUUCGGCAGCGCAAGGGUAACUGA
Molecule: messenger RNA, 747 nt
Organism: Arachis stenosperma
Lineage: Eukaryota; Viridiplantae; Streptophyta; Magnoliopsida; Fabales; Fabaceae
Exons: 3
Coding region: 1-747 (248 amino acids)
Source: RefSeq, a predicted model, not a curated record